UUCUACUCUCCAAUACCUCACAACCUUCAAGCAGAGAACCCCUCUAGUGCCCCUAAAACUGACCAUAGAUCUUGGUGGUGAGUUAUUCUGGGUUGACUGCAAGAAAGACUUUGUCUCCUCCACCUACAAGCCUUCCCGCUGCCACUCCGCCCAAUGCUCUCUUGCAAACUCCAAGUCUUGUCACGACUGCAACUCGCCUCCGGUGAGACCAGGCUGCAACAAUAAUACCUGCGUCCUCAUGCCAGCCAACACAAUAAUUAGGUAAGGAGGCAAUUUUAAUCAGCUAGGUCUAGACCGCCUGGCCCUCCACUCCACAGAUGGGUCACAACCUGGACGACUAGUUUCCCACCCCAACUUUCUUUUCGUUUGUGGCGAAACAUUUCUCUUGACACAACUAGCCAAUGGCGUCACCGGUAUGGCUGGUCUCGGCAGGGCUAAAAUCGGGCUUCCAUCCCAAUUCGCCUCCGCUUUUAGUUUCCAUAGAAAAUUUGCUUUUUGCUUGAGCUCCUCAACCAGUUCAAAUGGUGUCGUUUUCUACGGGAACGGGCCUUAUGUGCUGAAUCACAACGUUUUGUCGGAGUCGCUUGUUUACACUCCAUUGCUCCUCUACCAUUACUCCACCGGACCCGCUUACAUGGAAGGCCAAGCUUCUUCAGACUAUUUCAUUAACGUAAAGUCCAUCAAAAUCAACGACGAGACCGUGCCGUUAAACACUUCCUUGCUAGUCAUUAAAGAAUACGGCUACGGAGGCACAAAGAUUAGCACCGUCAACCCUUACACGGUGUUGGAGAACACAAUCUACACCGCGUUUGUGGAUUUGUUUCUCAAAGAAGUCCCUGCUCACAUUCCUAGGGUUGCACCAGUGGAGCCUUUCGGAGCUUGCUUCAACUCAACCCGCAUCGGAAGGACACGUGUCGGGCCAGCUGUGCCUACCGUCGACUUUGUGCUGCAGAGUGGGAGUGUAUACUGGAGGUUCUUGGGAGCAAACUCAAUGGUGCAAGUGAACGAGGAGGUUUUGUGUUUAGGGUUUGUGGAUGCUGGGUUGAGCCCUAGUAACCCAAUGACCUCAAUUGUGAUCGGAGGGCUUCAGUUAGAGGAAAAUUUUUUGCAGUUUGAUUUGGCUGCGUCUAGGCUUGGGUUCUGUAACUCGCUCUUGUCUGGACCGACAACUUGUGCUGAUUUCAACUUCACAUCUAUUGCUUAGAGACAAAGAGAACGCCAAAAUUAUUCGUGUCUUUGCCAGUG
Messenger RNA from Pyrus x bretschneideri (Chinese white pear), 1245 nucleotides. RefSeq names its product probable aspartic proteinase GIP2. NCBI's taxonomy places the organism in Eukaryota, Viridiplantae, Streptophyta, Magnoliopsida, Rosales, Rosaceae. Gene Ontology annotation, biological process: proteolysis. The record is from RefSeq and is a predicted model, not a curated record. Gene Ontology annotation, molecular function: aspartic-type endopeptidase activity. The coding region runs from base 416 to 1204 and encodes 262 amino acids. The transcript has a single exon.